AUGUUCAAACCAAAGGGUUCACUUGUAUCCACCAAGUCGGUGCCCAAUCUUUCAGCUCUCAAAACACAGCAAUCCUCAUCAUCAUCAUCGGGUACAAAUGUUCAUCCCUCGUCGUCAACUAUGGGAACUUCCUCAACAACAGCAAAUAAUCUCACACAAGCUACCACAGCUCUCAGUUAUUAUUAUGCCCACACACCCCUCCCUCCUCAUCAUCAACAUUUAUUAAAUUCGUUAUCAUCGGAGUCUCCCCAAUUAUCGGUUGAUGAUGUACAACAAUUAUCUGAAAUGUUAUACUUUCCAAAAUUUAAAAAGGCUACGCACAGUGCUGUUUGUUACCGAUGUAAACAUCAGAUUAUUCAGAUUGCAUUUGAAGUCAAUAAUGAAAAUGGAACCGCACCAAAACAAGCGCUUUUAAAAGUCUAUGAUCCCAAUAAUUAUAAUUUAUCCCUGUAUUCCGAUAACGAAGGUACUGCUUCGACUGUUGGCAACUCUGAAGGAGCCUCAUUCUCUUCUUCUGUUGACAUUGCUGAAGCAAGCUCAUUAGCAGUGGCUGCAACAGAGAGCAUUCAUCGAGAGACUAUUUCAUCUCCAACAGUAGUAGCAUCUUCAUUGGAUCCUUCUUCAUCAUCAUUUAUGAAUAGCAAUAAUAGUUCGAUGAAUGAAGCAAACAUUACGAAUCAACAAACUCCACCAGAAUCACCAAUUUUAUCUUCAUCGGUGAACACUAACAAUUUAUCAGAGCUGUCGAGCACGUCGAGUGAAAACAAUUCGUCUCAGCCACCCAAUUCUCACUCACGAACUGUGACCUUCGCUCUUCCUCCAAUUACAUCAACCAAGAAAUCACCUCUAGAGAUGAAUCCUCUUUUCAGGGAAUCAUUCGCAAACAUCAAAUCUCCAACAACACUUGCCUCCAAAUUGUCACAACAAGAAAAACAAGACAAGAAGAGAUUUUCAUUUAAUCCCAAUGCAAAAAAGAAGGAGGCUCAACAAAAGCAACUCCAAUUGGAGAAACAAAAAGAGGAGCAACAAUUGAAAUUUCAACAACGUAUGACGCAAUUAACAGAAGAGGUAGAGCUAUUAGAACCUUGCGUAAUUUCGAAUGAGGAAUACGAAAUGAAUGUUGAAUUUGUAAAACAGCUGUACCAAUACGUGUCAAAUACUGUACAAAUAGAUACGCCACUCUGUAUGGAAUGCAUGGAACAAGUUGCUGGCCAGUUGAAUAUCCAGCUUGAAAAGAUCAAAGAAGAAGAGAAAAUUUAUCAAGAUCACUAUUCAAAAUUUUUACAAGAUAAUCAACACAAUGAAAGUGAAAGUGAUUUAGAAAAUGAAUUACGUCAAUUAGAGGAAGCAGAAAAACUCCUUCGCCAAGAGCUAGAUAUGCUUCAAAAACAGGAAGAAGACUUGUCGACCCUCGAGAGGAGUCAAAUCGACAAGGAAGAGCAAUUUUCAGAACUUCAACAACGAUAUUGGAAAGAGUACAAUGAUUUUCACAAUGAGCUCUUACUUUACAAUGAGGAAAGAGAGGCAGUGCAACAGCGAAUUGUUAACGUCUCAAAAGAAAUGGAAAAGCUAAACAGCACAAAUAUUUUCAACGAUGCAUUUCAUAUUUGGUACGAAGGCCACUUUGGAACCAUUAAUAACUUUAGGUUGGGAAAGCUGCCGACUCAAAAUGUAGAAUGGAACGAAAUUAAUGCUGCUUGGGGUCAAGCAGCACUCUUGCUAUUCUCACUAUCGAAACACAAACAUUUUGCAUUUUCAAAAUAUAAGAUUAUUCCUAUGGGAAGUUUUUCAAAAAUCGAGACGCUGGACAACAAGAACAGUUAUGAUUUAUUUGGAGGAGGAAGCAACGGAGGUUUAUUUUGGCAAUCCAAAUUUGACAAGGCCAUGGUUGCAUUUUUGUAUUGCCUUAAAGAAAUUGGCACAUUUGCUGAAAAGCAAGAUACUUAUUUUGAAUUGCCCUAUAAAAUUCAAGACGACAAAAUUGGUGGAAAGAGUAUCAAACUCGGUAAUGAUGAAAAUUGGACGAGGGCAUGUAAAUAUGUUCUCACUGACCUCAAAUACUUGAUCUCUUUUUGCGUGUCAAAAUAA
This is a messenger RNA of Naegleria fowleri, 2088 nucleotides long. RefSeq lists its product as uncharacterized. Bases 1 to 2088 code for a protein of 695 amino acids. NCBI's taxonomy places the organism in Eukaryota, Heterolobosea, Eutetramitea, Acrasida, Naegleriidae. The transcript is spliced from 2 exons. Gene Ontology annotation, cellular component: phosphatidylinositol 3-kinase complex, class III, type II; phagophore assembly site; phosphatidylinositol 3-kinase complex, class III, type I. The record is from RefSeq and is a predicted model, not a curated record. Gene Ontology annotation, biological process: autophagosome assembly; autophagy; late endosome to vacuole transport.